Messenger RNA from Liolophura sinensis, 2231 nucleotides. RefSeq names its product solute carrier family 66 member 2-like. The record is from RefSeq and is a predicted model, not a curated record. The transcript has 6 exons. Gene Ontology annotation, biological process: retrograde transport, endosome to Golgi; phospholipid translocation. The coding region runs from base 404 to 1234 and encodes 276 amino acids. Lineage: Eukaryota; Metazoa; Mollusca; Polyplacophora; Chitonida; Chitonidae. Gene Ontology annotation, cellular component: trans-Golgi network; endosome.
UCGGAAACAGGUACAGACAAAACUGGAAAUGUUGUGUGAGUGGAUUGUGUAAUUGUUAGACGACAUCUUCGUGUCAGUGAAUAUACGUGUUAAUGACGUAUUUCUUCUUGAAUACAUUGGAAACGUUCUGAAUCGUUAAAUGUCUGUCAGAUAGUUGACGUGGGGGCGAUUAGUGUAGGGUCAUAAAACGUCCAGUUUUCGUGACGAUGUCCGCAAACGACAAGUUUCAUAUGCGAAGAGUCAGCAGAGAAUGAGCAAAACGUGUUUAUGGCGACUGUGUGCUGGUUGCUGUGAAAAACUGCCUUUGUAACUUUUCACUACAUUUGUGCUGGGAAUUUUCAGCUUCAGAGUUCUCUCCCCUGUGGAGCACAUGUUGGUUGGCUGACUUUCAGCAUACAGUAGUAUGAAUUAUCCUGACUUUUUGACUUUUGAACACAUUUCUGACAAAUUCGCAAUGUUUUCUCUGUUGGACUUGGUGGCUUUCUUUGCCUCAAUGGCUAUGGUGUUUGGAGGAGUUGUGCCCUUCAUUCCGCAGUACCUCGAUAUUCGCAGAUCCAAAAACGCAGAUGGCUUCUCUACUUUCGUGUGUCUCACGCUGUUAAUCGCAAAUGAUCUCCGGAUAAUGUUCUGGUUUGGGAAACGGUUUGAACUACCUCUGCUGGCACAGAGUGUUGUCAUGAUCAUCACUAUGCUGGCUUUAGUACAGGUCUGCGUGCAGACCAAAUCCUCCUCAGAAAUCCUGGGCUCCAAGCCACGCACUUUCUCAGACUAUCGGGAAGGAGACUUGUAUUCCCGCCCACAAUCUCUCGCGCACCACAGUACUUUCUUUGACUUUGACAUGAGGUAUUUCUGGCGAUGGACAGAUUUCCGGAGUUAUGUGGAAUUCAUGUUACUCUUCACCCUUGUGGUCGGCAUGCUAACAUACCUGCUCCUGGAGAACUCCAUCUAUGUAGAGACCUUAGGUUUCAUGGCCGUGUUUGCUGAGGCCAUGCUUGGUGCACCACAGUUCUACCGCAACUUUCAAAACAAGUCUACAAUUGGCAUGAGUAAGAAGAUGGUCAUGUUCUGGACAAUGGGCGAUGUCUUCAAGACGCUGUACUUCAUCCUGCGUGAAGCUCCGCCUCAGUUCUGGAUAUGUGGCAUGCUCCAGGUUGGAAUAGACAUCUCCAUAUUUGUACAGGUGUUUUACUACCGCAGAUUACCUGUGCUUACUGGCAAAGAAGCACUCAGCUGAUAAACCAAGCACGCUGUGGUGAUGUCGUACUGGAGGAAAUGUCUGUGAUCAGCUGGACUUGUGUGUACAAAAGGAACAAGGGACAAAGUGCCUCUCAAGCUUUGAAGAAAUGAAAGCAAAUCCGCACCCAUGCUGUCCUUGAACAUUUGUCCUGAAGAGCAUACAACUACAUUUGAUUUGCUGACCUCUUGUACAUCAUGUUCUGAGUUGUUGUUUGUUUCAACCAUAGCGUGCAUAAUUUCUCUGUGAAAGUAUCUUUCAUAGCUGAAGUAUUUUAAUUUUACCUUUAUGGUGUUGGGGGAAAUCUUAUGUCCAUAAUGCUAUAUAUUUUCCUACCACCAUAGUUAAAUGAGGUCUCACAUUUGUGCUAAAGUUUUUUUUAUCACAAUAUAUAUGCAAAAAAUAGUGAAUACAUGUAUGUUUUGCAGCAGAAAAAGAAUAGUUGAUUUAUGUCAUUCAGAUGGCAAGUGAAUUCUGCCACGAAUGGCAAUUUGUAAGUCAGUUCUGUUCAGAUAAGUCAGCUUGAUAACCCCAAGGUGAAGGAUAGCUAGUGAAUUCUGGCAAACCAUACAGAAAUAACAGUCAGCAAAGGCAGGUUGCAUUGAACUUCAGACAUAUCAGACUUGAGAUGGCAAGUAACUUCAAGAAAAGCAGACUGAUAACUGAGAGGUGGCGCUUAAGUUCAGGGGGAGCUGACUGAUAACUGUCAGAGGUGGAAAAUAACUUCAUGAAAAGUAGACUGAUAACUGUCCGAGGUGGAAAAUAACUUCAUGAAAAGCAGACUGAUAACUGUCAGAGGUGGCAAGGAAAAUCAAACAAACUCGAAUUAUAAAUGAAUAUGUGCACCGUUUCACCAAAAAUACCACUAGUGCAUCUGUGUUUCAAAUGGAAUCAAAAUGUGUUUCUUUGUUGCCAAGUAUCAGCAUUUAUACCAGUGUAUGAAAAUGGACAGUAAGUCUUUUACUUGUACCUAUUUAUAGUACGGCUGUUUUUUUUU